GUAGUGAGUUCGGCAGGUCCCGGACUUACCGGAAAUGCCCGAAGCUUUACAUGUGAUCAUUGCUGUCAGUGAUAAUUGAAUAUAAAAAUGUCUUCAGACGAAGAAAAUGAUGAAAUUCAAGAUCUCGAGGCGAUUAGAGAUAAAAUUUUAACAAUGCAUCAAGGUGAAAGAAUGCAAGUAAGCGCCUGGGAUGAUGACAACACUGGAGUUGAAUCCCAGCGAAAUCCUGAAGAUCCUGACUCUAGAGCAAUUCUGAAGGCUGCAGAAAAUGGCAAUAGUGAACGAGUAGCAAAACUUUUAGAUAAAAAUCCAACGUUGGUUCAUGCUACUGAUAAGGAUGGCUACACUCCACUUCACAGAGCCUGCUACGGAAACCACACUUCAAUUAUUGAGCAUUUGCUGUUGAAAGGAGCUAAGAUUGAUGCUAAAACUAUUGACGGAUGGGAGCCGUUGCAUUCUGCAUGUCACUGGAACAACGUUGAGAGUAUUGCAAUUCUGGUUGCCAACGGAGCUGAUAUAAAUGCUGUGAGCAACGGUGGUCAGACCCCACUGCACCUGGUCUGUGCCAGUUCCCACAAUUCUCCAGCUCUUCAGCUUUUGCUUCUCCAUCCAGACACCAAACCCGAGUUAGUUAACUCCAGUGGUGAUACACCCCAAAUGAUAGCAACUAGAACGGGAAAAUAUUAUCCGAUGUUUGAAAUAAUUGAACCAUGUUUACGUGAAAUUUAAUAUAAAUUUUAAUAAUUAUAUUUUUUAUACAUUAUAAGGCCUUGUUUAUAAAGAAUACAUACUUAUUUUUAAGUUA
Messenger RNA from Microplitis demolitor, 805 nucleotides. RefSeq names its product ankyrin repeat domain-containing protein 49-like. Bases 88 to 729 code for a protein of 213 amino acids. The transcript has 3 exons. Gene Ontology annotation, cellular component: cytoplasm. Gene Ontology annotation, biological process: innate immune response. Lineage: Eukaryota; Metazoa; Arthropoda; Insecta; Hymenoptera; Braconidae. Gene Ontology annotation, molecular function: protein binding. The record is from RefSeq and is a predicted model, not a curated record.